AUGUCGGUGCAGAGCUGUGAUUCUCUGUAUCUCUCUCUCUCUCUCUCUUUGCCCCCCCCAUCAUCCCUCAACCACAACCCCCACCCCACCCCACCCGCUCACCUCCCCAACCCCUACCCUCUCUUACAGACGGAGAAUUACUCCAUUGACUCCAGUUACGUGAACAGCAGAGCCCACCUCAUUAAAAGCACAUCGACAUUCAAGGACCUGGAGGGGAACAGUCUGAAGGACAGCGGACACGAGGAGAGCGACCAGACCGACAGCGAACACGACGUCCAGAGAGGACACUAUGUUGACACGGCUGUCAAUGACGUGCUGAACAUGACCGUGCCCCCUAAUGUUUGCCAGCUGCCUGACCAAG
This is a messenger RNA of Labrus bergylta (ballan wrasse), 361 nucleotides long. The record is from RefSeq and is a predicted model, not a curated record. Lineage: Eukaryota; Metazoa; Chordata; Actinopteri; Labriformes; Labridae.